Molecule: messenger RNA, 1036 nt
Organism: Podarcis raffonei (Aeolian wall lizard)
Lineage: Eukaryota; Metazoa; Chordata; Lepidosauria; Squamata; Lacertidae
Exons: 6
Coding region: 1-870 (289 amino acids)
Source: RefSeq, a predicted model, not a curated record
AUGGAGCAGAAGGAAUCAAGGAGUCCGACGCAGACUUCCGUGCCACAGACAGUCUGGUUUGUAAGAAGCCCUUGUCGUCUGCUGGCGUAUCUGUUCCAGUUCCUUCGCAAAUUCUUCCCCUGGGCUCGCCUCGCCAUCCCUGCGGGGACUGCCACGGCCAAAGGAUCCCUGGCACAGUCUCCAGACCGACCCGUGCGCCACGCCAAGAAGCGGCUGGGAACCAUAGCGCAUGUCAUCCUUGCCUUUGCUCCUCUGAGGUUCCAGCGUGCUUUCGGAUAUCUGACCGUCAUGGAACGGGAUUUGGUCCCCAAAGAGACACUGAACGCCCCCGUCCACCCAUCGGGCAAAGGGAACAAAAGGAAAAAGGAUGAUGUUACUCUAGAGGAGGAGCUCUGCUGGGCUGAGCUUCUCCAGAAAGAAUUACCGGAUGAAGAUGAUCCCGAGGACCCGACUUAUGAGUUUACCGUCUCUGAGACGGACAGCGAAGAAUACAAAUCUCAGAACGACACCGAUGUCAAUUUGGAGGUGGAGGAGAAAGAUGGAUUCUUGAUGCUGAAGGAAGACCCAGCUCAGCAGGAGGCUCCAGGGAAGGAAAUUGGGGCUGGGGAGGAAGCCCUGGACCCCCGCUGCUCCGGGGACGGGAGUGAGCAGCCAGACGAGGAGGUGCCUGACAGUAGCGGGGACAACCCGGGUGCGAAUCCCACCAGCCCUGCUCCACCAGAGAGCACAAUGCUCCUGCCGUCCCGCGACCCCAGUGCUGAGAUGACCUCCAGUGACAACUCCCAAGACCAAUGGGUGAAUGUGAGCGGAGGUGAGCGUUACAGAAUCAUAGGAUUGCAGAGAGGGAAGGGACCCUCGAGGGUCAUCUAGCCCAACCCGCUGCAGUGCAGGAAUGGCGGCUAACAGAAGGCCACCCAACCUCUGUUUCGAAACCUCCAAGGAAGGGGAGGCUCCACUGUCAGCAGCUCUUACCCCUGUGUUGCAAUACAGAAUAAUCUGCUCAAAUGCAGCCGCAACACAUGGCUAAUAAGUAUGG